This is a messenger RNA of Myodes glareolus (Bank vole), 4259 nucleotides long. Its product is annotated as killer cell lectin-like receptor subfamily F member 1. NCBI's taxonomy places the organism in Eukaryota, Metazoa, Chordata, Mammalia, Rodentia, Cricetidae. The record is from RefSeq and is a predicted model, not a curated record. Gene Ontology annotation, cellular component: plasma membrane.
CUCAGUCUCACCCCUUCUCCCAUCCUCUCUCCCCCCUCUCUACCUCUCCCAACACAUAGAACUAAAAAUGAACCUUAAAAGAGUCCCAAGGGUCAUCUUCACCUGCCAAAACUAACACUGCUCAGAGUCCUAUUCAAAAUUAUCAACACUGCAGAAAGUUGAAGAAACUUAUCUGCUGCUCACCCUUUCCUGAGCAAAUUAUUUUCCUUCGUGUGAAAUAACCAAGUCUCAUCCAAUUCCAUCCAACAGCAUUACUAAUAACCAAAACACGAUGCAAAAUAACUAAGGAUGGCACAGGUUGAAACCCGUGGGCAUCUCUGCUCCUCGGAUAACACUGCAUCCCCUCUCACCAGUCCUAACUGUACUGAGUCUGGAGACAGAAACUUUAGGUCUUCACUCGUCCUGUGGGAUCUGCGUGCUCUCUGCUUUCUGAAGGGAAAAGGCUACACAUUUUUAGUAAAACAUACAGUGCCUUUCAUAAAUCAUAAUCUGAGAAGUAUAUUUGUUAUGUCUCCAAUUAGAACAGGAAGAGAAGAAAUAACCUACCAAAAAUCUAACACUUCCUACAGCUCAGGAAAUUGCUCCAUUUACCUCAAAUACAAAUUCUAAUUAACAUACCCAACCAUCAUUCUCAAGUUGUUUCUUAAGUUUGAUCAUUUGCUGCCUAUAUCAAUCCAUCUGAAAGGACACUGCCAAAGUGGGUGAAGCUACUGCUGCUUCAGAAGGAAAAGUUCAUUCAAACAGAAUGACUAAGACAAGACACAAGUCCUAGAUUCCAGACAACACUGCUAACAUUGCACCCCUGCUUCUCUGAUAAGCUUGGUAACAUUAGAAAAAUAUAUGCAUAUGCACUUAUUUAUGUUUAUUUAAAACACGAAAGAUUUUGUACUGGGUUGCUUAAAUGCUCAAAGAAAGAUCAGCAUUUAAUUUUUAAUUUAUUUUCAUAAAACUUGAAUACCUUGCUGAACAUGGUGGCAUGCACCUUUAAUCCCUUCAUUCAGAAGUCUUAGGUAGGGGAUCUCUGAGAGUUAAGGCCAGCUAACUCUACAUAGUGAGCUCUAUGCCAGCCAGGGCUACACAGUGAGACCUGUCUCAAAAACAAGCAAACACCCAAACCUUGAAUGUCCUACUUCAGGACUUUAAAACAAGGUGUGACAUUCUUCCCACCUGCUGUUGACUGUGCUUUCUGCUUUGUUGAUUGACUUGUGUCUUCCACAGUUGUGAGCUAAAAGCAAAAGACAGGCUAAGCUUGUGUUUUCAUGGAGCCUUAACAGCUAGUGUCUCAUUAUGAACCCCAGGCUAGUCUGGAACUUGUUAUGUAAAACAAGCUAACAUGGGACUCCUGGAGAUCUGUGUACCGAAGCGUUCAACUAACAUUGGAUUUCAAGGAUAGUUGGAGAGAUGUGGCACGGUGAAAGACCAACUAUAAAGAAUCCUAGAAAACAUCCCUAUCACUGCCAACACAAGUGGACAUACAAAGAUUACCCCGAGUGUCCAAGAUGGCAUCAGACAGCUCUGAGACUGGCCGGCAUGACACUGGUUUUCUUGGUAGCCACCGUGAUAGGACUUGUCACCCACAUAAGUCAUCUGAGUAUAUCCUUAAGUGAGAAGCAUAAUGAGGGGAUACUUGGUAACAAUGAAACCAGACGUUGUGGCUGUAUGGAUAGCUCUCCUGGGAAACAACAGAACAAAAUAAACUCCACAGCAAAGUCAUGCCCUGAUGACUGGUUCCAGAAACAAGGGAAAUGUUACAAAUUUUACAUGAACUUUAAGUCAUGGACUGACAGUAAAAUAUCCUGUGCAGUAAAUAAAUCACAUCUCUUAGUGAUCCAGGACAAGGCAGAAUUGGAUUUCAUCCAGAGUAAAAUACAUGAUGGAGUUUACUUUUGGAUUGGAUUGAAUGUUCCAGACACGCAGAAAACAUGGACCUGGCUGGAUGGCACACCGCUACACCCACAGCUUGAUAAACAUUAUGACCAACAACAACUUGGAGAAGAAAAGAUUUAUUUGAUUUACACUUCCCGACCAAAUCCAUCAUUGAGAGAAGCCCAGAGAGGAGGAGUUCAAUCAAGCAUAUCAGGAGUUCGAAGGAAGGAACUAAAGCAGAGGUCAUGGAGGAAAUUUGCUUACUGGCUUGCUCUCCAUGGCUUACUCAGUUACCUCUCUUAUACACCCCAGGACCUCCUGCCCAGGGGUGACAACACUUACAGUGGUCUAGGUUCUCCUCCAUCAAUUAUCAAGAAAAUGAUCCAUGAACAGUCUAUGGGCCAUUCUGAUGGAGGAAACUCUUCAGUUGAAGUUCCCUCUUACCAGAUGUGUCAAGUUGAUAGCCAAGAUUAUGUACUGUAGUCAUGAAAUUGUCUUGUCACUUGUUUACCUAAGAUAGCAAAGAUUGGUCUGAAUACUGUGGAACAAAGGCAUGGGGGAUGUUUCUUCACUUAACCCUUCCCUCAGCCCUGUCUGAAACUGGUAUUUCUAUCUUUAGCAUGCUCACAAUAUACCAAAGAGCAGGCUUAUUUUUCUGUUGUUAUUAUUAUUAUUAUUAUUAUCAAGGAAUUUUUUCAAAGCAAGGAAGGAAGGUGUUUUAAAUGUGUGACAUUUGGGAUUUGGGAUUUGGGUCUGGAAGAAAAGGUUAAUAAUUUGAUUUACUUUUUAUUUGCAAAAUAUAUAUUUAUUUAUAAUUGGGGUGUGUGUGUGUGUGUGUGUGGUGCAUGCAUGCACACCACAGUGGUCACGUGAAAGGACAACCAUUAGGAGUGGUUUCUCCUAUGUUGAGGCAGAGUCUCUCUUAUCACUUCUAUUGUGCCGCUCAGCACUCCAGGCCAUCUGGCUCAAAUAUUUGAAAGUUCAUUUCCUGUCUGAACAUUGCAAUAUCUGAAGUCUCUACCUUGGAGCGGAAGGAAAACACAAAACACUGUCAGACUGUGGCAGAGAGUGGGCAUCUGGGGUGGAUCCCAGCCCUUUUGUGAGUCACUAAUGUGUGGGCUUUUCCUCUGCAGAUUUCAAGUCACAGGCCAGGUUGAAGACAAGGCCUGUGACCUGAUAACAAAGAAGGGUGUUUUCUCAGAAAAGUGUUUCAUUCACAAUUAUUGGAUUUGUCAAGAUUCAUGUACAGAGGAUGACAUUUGAAUGACCAUAGCUAUUUCUCUUACUAGAAAAGAAUCAGCUACUAUGGAGAUCUGUAUUUUUCCCCCCAGACAAGUGAAACAAGGUCUCACUAUGUAGCCUUGACUGUUCUGGAACUCAUGUAGACUAGGCUGGCCUCAAAUUCACAGAUAUCCUACUAUCUCUUUCUCUUUAGUGUAUGGUAAUUCUAAUAACGUGUAAAUAUAUGUCUUUAAAUGUGAACAUGCAGUAAGUCUCAUUUGAUUAUUGUGGUCACCUCUUGUCCCUGACACGAUAUCUCAUCAUCAUUCUUGACAGUGGUUACUUUAGAGAAAACCUUUCUCCAAUCCACUCACAUCCUGUGAAAGAUCUCAUUUUAUUUUAGGAAUAAAGGCAACCAGUAGAUGAUUUCUGAAACUUUUUACCACUUUGUAUGCACAACUGGCUGCUUCUUAUUUUUCCUGUGCUUACUGUGAAUAAAGUUGUCUCUCUUUUUUCUGAUUAAAUCAAAUUUGUAGUCUGUAAUUUGAAUUUUGGCAUUUUAAAUUUUUCCUAGGAGACCCCUUCUUUUUUUCCUUCUAUCCCCUUUCUCACACCCUUUCUAUUGUGACCAAACCUACAGGGGCUACAAGAAAACGUUCCUGUAACCCAUGUGGCUUCUGGUUCUUGUUCAGGCUCUCCCACCUUUUUUAAGAAAAACUUCCUGAAAAAUAGGAAGGCAUGUGAUUUCCACUGUCUCCCUCCUCUUUCAAGUUUCCUUAAAACCUGGUUUCUGCUUUACCUGUUUCAGUAAAAUACUUUCAUCAUGCCACCAGCAGCUGACUUCCAGGUCAGUGCAGUGAAGGCUCUCUAGAUUUUUGGAGCUCUCAGCAGCUCUGCUUAAUAUUAACCAACCUUCCAGCUUGAAAUCUUAGCCUGCUGGCUAUGGCACAUUUCUGUCUGUCACUGCAACAUUUCCUGUGUGGGUUUUCUUCUCUGCUCUCUCAAGCAUGGAGAUUCUGCAGAGUUUUGCCUAGGCUCACUAAUACACACAACCGAUGAUUGAACUCAUCGGUUCAAUCAUCAUUCAUAAUGUCAUCAAUUUAUUAUCUCCAUGCCCUCAUUUCCAAACUGGACCUUAUUAAAUGACUGUCAAUUGGACAUGUCUGUAUGGG